Molecule: messenger RNA, 1026 nt
Organism: Paramecium octaurelia
Lineage: Eukaryota; Ciliophora; Oligohymenophorea; Peniculida; Parameciidae
Source: the annotation of a GenBank genome assembly
AUUCAAUAAUCAAAAUCAAGAGGACAUGAGUAGUCCAACUACAAUUGAGGUAAAUCCAAGAAUAUAACCAGAAUCUGUAUUGGUUUCGUUACCAGUGCUUGAAUUAUUAUUAUCAGAAUUGUUUGGUUAGACGACAACUGUUCCACAUUGAGUACAUUUGGAGUUUGUUGGAUUCCAUGAAUAAAGAUAUGCGGUCAAAGUGUAGCAAUCUCCUUCCUUUAAAGUAUCAGCAGUAGUAGCAGUGCAGGCACCGCUGACUGUUGAACAAACGUUGUAUUUCUUUUAAUCCCAAGUAAAGAAGUAUUUGCAACUUAAGACUUAAGCAGCAUAUGUAAGACAAGUGUGAUCAGCACAAAGUUUUGUUUUUGAGUCCAUUUAGCAUCUAUCAUUAGCUUAUGUGCAAGCAUUAGCAUCACCUCCUGCUGCAGCGCAACUAGUCAUCAAAGAGCAUUUUCCAGUUGUGGUUCCUCCAGUGGUAGUUUCAGUCCAAACACAAAUACCAUCAGUUCCUUUGGAAUUGCAAGCAGUCUUGGUAGUGUAUGUUGAACAGUUAGCUUUAGCAAUGCAAGCGGUUCCAUUUGAAACACAAUUAGCAACUCCUUAACAAGCUUAGGUUGUUGUACCAUUUGGAAUAUCAGAGCAAACCUUGGUUCUGCAACUUCCUGUAGCAUCAGCUGCAACCCAGAAGCAAGAUCCUUCGGUACCACCAGCAACAUUACAAGCUCCUUAAGUUGUGUAACUAUUACAAGCUCCUUUAACAAGACACUUAACUCCAUCUGAUGUGCAUGUCUUCAAUCUGGAGGAGCAUUCUGAUUCUGUAGUAAAAUUUAGAUCUGAACAUUGUUCAUCUUUGCAUUAUUUUGCGGUAUCAUCCCAAUUGCAAUUACCAGUUGAUGUUAUUAAUCCAUUAGCAUCUUUUAAUGUUCCAUCCUUAUUCUUGUGGCAUUAGUUUUGGGUAUAUGUUGAGCAUGCUGCCAAUGGAAUACACCCAGCUAAGUAAUCAGAUGUGCAAUUUGGAUUAGCUGA